Saccharomycopsis crataegensis is the source of this 1470-nucleotide messenger RNA. RefSeq lists its product as uncharacterized. Bases 1 to 1470 code for a protein of 489 amino acids. NCBI's taxonomy places the organism in Eukaryota, Fungi, Ascomycota, Saccharomycetes, Ascoideales, Saccharomycopsidaceae. The record is from RefSeq and is a predicted model, not a curated record. The transcript has a single exon.
AUGUUCUUCAACAAAUCUCCCAGUUACACCCCACUAUCUUCGCCUGGCUCUUCUUUCAAAAGAAAACCGUCUCGUACAGUCACCGCGUUAGUACUCAUCACUUGCACAACGGUUUUCGUAUCCGGACUCAAGCUCUUCUUCAACUCCCAAAGACUCCCAUCGCUAAACCAGCAAUGUCUAUUCCUUGAGCCUUCGUCCUACUCCCCAUUCUUCCCCAUUGACAUCGUCAACUCGAUUUUCCGUCCCAACCGCAUCGCGGUAAAUGGGGUCGACGUCUUGCAUUCAAGGUACCCUCAAGCCCCCGUGCAUCAACCGUUUGUACAAGCCAUCAAUGGGGAUCUCAACACUUUCUACAACAUUCACUCCCAUAAUGACUACUGGAGAUCUUUGCCAUUGUUCGACGCUUUGGAAAGAAAUUUCAAGAGCAUCGAGGCUGACGUCUGGUAUCAUCCUUCAUCCCCUGCAAAUCCCCAAUGCUUGACUAACAUUGAUGAUGAUAAUAAUAAUAACAAUAAUAAUAAUAAUAAUAACAACGAUAAUACUGUUGAAAAAUACUCAUCUUUGAAGAAUUUCAAAGAGUCAGAGUUGUACGUCGGCCACCACUCUUACUUACUAUCAAAGGACAAAACCAUCAAUUCUGUGUAUAUCGACCCUUUGUCAGAAAUGCUUACUAAUCGUAACCAACAGUCCGACAGCGACGCUCCUGCCGGAGUUUUCUGGAACUUCCCUAAUGAGAGUCUCAAUUUUAUCAUUGAUAUCAAAUCAAAAGAAUCUUACUUGGUCUACCAACUUUUGCUUAGGAAGUUGAAGCCUGUGAAACAAUACCUUAGUUACUACGACUUUGAACUGGAAAAAUUUGUCGAAAACCAGAUUAACAUCAUUUUAUCCGGUAAUAUCCCAUUGGCAGAAAUCGUUGCCGAAGAUGAAGCCAAACAUUCCAAAAAUAAAGGCAAAAGGUUUGUUUUCAUUGAUUCUCAUUUGUUGCCUGCUUACUCUCCUUGUCCAGGGGCUUCUGAUGACAAUACCCAAUAUAAACACCAUCUUUCAUUACUUAAAUCUACCAGCUUCCAUGAAGUGCUUGCCAAAUCGGUGUUACGUUCUUCAAAUGACAGAUCCCCAAAGAUUUUGAAAAACGUGAGAGACUCUUUUGAUAUUGAUUCGACAACUUCUUCUCGUGGGUUAUUUUCUGCGUUCCAACUUGAAGUGCUUCAUAAUGCCACUUCUAAAGUGCCCGGCAACCAACACUCUCGUAUCUGGGGGGUUCCAUCACUUGAGGAAAUUAAUAAUAAAAAUAGCAGAAUACCUUGGAGUUGGUUUGGCACCGCCCCAGUUACUGAUGAUUACGAAGUUUGGAAAGACUUGAUGAUCACUGGCGGGAUCAGUAUGAUGAAUAUUGACAAUUUGGACUUGGGAAUGGAAAUUUACGACCAAGUUUACGAAGAAAUGGGUAGAAUGGUAAACGAGGAUUAA